AUGAUUCACACGGAUACGUUAAAUGAAUCUUCGUGCGUGGAAGAAACGAUCGAAGCGAUUGAUCAUAGAACAAUCCAUUCGUAUCACAGUGAAGGAGCGGGUGGACGACACGCUCCGGAUAUACUUAAAAUCUGUAGCGAACCAAACGUUCUUCCUUCCUCUACAAAUCCUACCCGUCCCUACACUAUCAAUACUCUGGACGAACAUUUAGAUAUGUUGAUGGUUUGCCACCAUCUAAAUAAGGAAUUAAAGGAAGAUGUUGCUUUCGCGGAAUCUCGUAUCCGAGCCGAAACUAUUGCUGCAGAAGACAUUUUACACGAUAUUGGAGCCAUAAGUAUGAUGUCUUCGGAUUCUCAAGCAAUGGGCCGUAUUGGAGAAAUGAUUACACGCACUUGGCAAACUGCGGAUAAGAUGAAAAAGCAAUUCGGUCCUCUUCCGGAAGAAGUUGGCGAUAACGAUAAUUUCCGAGCUAAAAGAUACGUUGCAAAAUAUACCAUUAAUCCCGCCAUCGCUCAUGGAAUUCAAAAUUAUAUUGGUUCAAUAGAAGUUGGUAAGUUAGCCGAUUUGGUGUUGUGUCAUCCGGCAUUCUUUGGUGCCAAACCACAGAUGGUUAUUAAGGGUGGACAAAUAGCGUUAGCACAAAUAGGAUUAGCAAACGCAUCUAUUCCUACUCCGGAACCUGUAAUCCAACGGAAAAUGUUUGGAUCCUACAGCAAAUCCGUUGGACCAAAUUCCAUAAUAUUUGUUUCGAAGCUCUCGGUGGAAAGAGGAAUUGUUAAAACAUACGGUUUGGAUAAGGAAAUCGCAGCAGUAUCUGGCUGUAGAAAUCUUACUAAGAAGGACAUGAUCCUUAAUGAUAGCUUGCCGAAACUGAAAAUUGACCCGGAGACUUAUAAAGUGUACAUGCUUCGAGAAGAUGAAGAGUGGCAAUAUUUAACUUGUUCUUCAUUAUCGAGACUGCCUCUAACUCAGCGUUACUUUUUAAUUUGAUUGUGUAUAUAUAUAUAUUAAUAUAAAAACUUUUA
This is a messenger RNA of Centruroides sculpturatus (bark scorpion), 1025 nucleotides long. RefSeq names its product urease subunit alpha-like. Bases 1 to 990 code for a protein of 329 amino acids. The record is from RefSeq and is a predicted model, not a curated record. The transcript is spliced from 7 exons. Gene Ontology annotation, molecular function: urease activity; nickel cation binding. Lineage: Eukaryota; Metazoa; Arthropoda; Arachnida; Scorpiones; Buthidae.